Molecule: messenger RNA, 264 nt
Organism: Strongyloides ratti
Lineage: Eukaryota; Metazoa; Nematoda; Chromadorea; Rhabditida; Strongyloididae
Exons: 1
Coding region: 1-264 (87 amino acids)
Source: RefSeq, a predicted model, not a curated record
AUGGCUCAACAUAAAAUGAAAAAAAAGGUAGCUUUACCAGCUGGUGCAAAAACAAAAAGUGGUAAGGUAAAAAAACCACAAGCAAAUAAGAGAGGUCUUAUGGCUGCACCAAAGAAACCACAUGCAGUAGCAGAUAUGAAGAUGGCUAGUAUUGUUACUCGUACAGUUAAUAAACGAAAUGAGGAUACGAUUAAACAUUUGAUAGAUAAGGAUCAGGGUCGUUUAGACACAAAACAAAAAAAAUCAGCUAAAAAAAAUAAAUAA